Plenodomus lingam JN3 is the source of this 4890-nucleotide messenger RNA. NCBI's taxonomy places the organism in Eukaryota, Fungi, Ascomycota, Dothideomycetes, Pleosporales, Leptosphaeriaceae. The record is from RefSeq and is a predicted model, not a curated record.
AUGUCUGAAUCUUCUCCUCCGCUGGCGGCCAUAGCUACGGCGACGGCAGCCGAACCCCCAAGUAUGACUUCAGACAACCCGCCAACUCAAUACAAUGGCCCAGAUCAGCCCGCCACUGCGCCUGCUCAGGAUGGCCCCAAAUUACGAGAAUUUACGCCAGGCUGCGACCUUGCAAUCUUCUCGACUGAGCUGGGCACCCAGGCUAAACGUGCGCUCGAAGGCCAACUUCGUCCGCCCGUGAUCGUUAGAAGCGACGGCGUAUUAGGUGUGGUCGAUGCAGCUCAGUACUGGCAGCGCAGGUUCAAGGUGCAAUGUCUUUGCAUAUUCCCUGGCCAAGACUGGACGAUCAGCGACCUGUGGGAUCCUGUUGAUAUCCAGCUGGAUACGUCUCCCUUCUGUCAAGAAAUGUUGAAGUUCAUCUCAGGCGAUACCUAUCAUGCUGCCCGCAUCUUUGCAAAGGACUUCAUUCGCGCAUACCCAAAUCGUUUAUCUGUUUUGGGGAAAGAUAUGUCGGAACUACACACUCCCCCUGACCCCUUUAGUAUGGUCGACAAGAUCUACAACGAGGGCGAACGUGGUGCAUUCCCUCGUACAUUCCUUUGGCACGUUGCCCACAUGAUGCGAGCCUCUGUGCUGGGGCUAGGACUUGUAAAACCCGUGGGAACGACUCAGGACAAGAGCUCAGCUUGUGUUCCGCGAUGCGAAGACAAAAAGCAAGAAGAUGUGUCCGACAGCAACCAGGAUACUUUGCCCCAGACAGAACCAAUCAUAGCUAGUGCAUCGCGUAAGAAGAACCGCAAGAUAAGUCGGUCUCGUCCAAAUAAGCUGACAACUAUGGAAGCGCCUUCGACGAUUGUUGAGGUCACUCUAAAUGAACUCGCCUCGCUUGUAGCCACCGCACCCCUCCAGCCUGAACAGACACCUGUGUCAUCCCACGACUUACAGGGAGCUGGAAGUCAGCACAACGAGCCUGUUGAAUGUCGCAUGAAUCGUUCAACUGGCCAUUCCGUCACGUCACCGACUGUAGCUCCUCAGAGCUUGAGACUGCCCAAGGGCCCGCCUCGUAACGUGGGAACUGGAGUCCACCCUCAACCUUUUACCUCGCAUAAUUGGGCCGAGAAUAACUACCGCCCUGCAUAUGGUCAAUACCCUCCUCGACAAACAUCAGGUGGAAUGGCCCAAAUGACUUCGCCCCACUUCAUGGCAUCCAACAUGGCAAUCGGUCAGCAUAUGGUUCCGGCAGGCUACGUUGCACCAUACCCUCAAGGUCUUCCCAUGAUGCCGGCGAACAUGUCACAAAUGCCGCAUUAUAACCCAGCUGUUGUACAAUCUGGAAUGAUGGUACACCCAUCGGCCAUGAUGCAGAACCCUCAGGCAGGUCCUGUGUACGCCCCGCAACCCCAUACCGUACGCGGCUCCUCUAUGGGCGAUAUGACCAACAUUGGUUACUACGCGAAUACAAUGUCAUCCCAUAGCCUCAGCAAUGCGGCAUCUUCAAUGCGCAGAUCAAGUAACUACAAUGCCAACGGCACCCUGUUCGACCCGUACAACGGCACGAACAGCAACUUCCGGGAGACGACCUCGUACAAGGGCAAGAAGCCGCAUUACAAUGACACACCUUACCAAGGGAAUCGGCCACGCAACAUGUCCAAUUCAGGGUCGCGCCCCAUACAUGCAUCAUACAAAGCUGAACGUGCGAUUAGCCAGCCGUACCAUAGUGCGCCUCACAGUCAUCGUCCUAAAACGCGCCACAACUCUGAAGAUGACCCAAGUAUCACCGAGAACCGCUUGACAGGAUGUCAUGAACAGUGGAUUGGUCCCGAGAAUGUGACAGUCAGUGAGCUCUUUGUCGGUGAUUUGCCCUCGGAUAUAUCCGCGGGCGAGGUGCAGAAGAUGUUCGAGCAGCAGAUGAGCAUCCUACCUGCCCAUGUCUCGGUACGCCAUCCAAAGAGGACUGAAGGCUUUCCACACCAUGAUCGCUGCCAUGCAUUCGUCUCGCUUCAAUCAACAGCUGAUGCCAAGAAAGUCAUGGGCAUGCGUGAACGUAACUUUCGUCUUCGAGACGAUGGACAUCCAGUCUCAGUAUCUGUACCUAGACGCUUCUUUCAGCUUCCGACAGAGCAGUUGCGACGCGCCUCAUCAAGCUCAGGGUCAUACUUUAUUCCGACUCCAUAUGAAGAUCGAAAUGGCAAGGCCACUCAUCUACUGACACGUGACGACAAUAAGAUAGUGAAACCGUCUGAUGCGAGCGCAACGCUUGUGAAGGCUGUGUACUCUCCCCAGGACGCUAGAAGCGGCCCGCACAAAAAGACCGAUGUGAGAUCGAAUACCGACGAAGAUGGCACGGAUGAGACUCAUCGAGCCCGUAAAACGAAGCCACGACAGAUCUCUCCGACCAAAAAGCAACACGCUAAGCGCGAAGGCGUCACCCCUAAGAUACCAUCAGCUAAAGGAGCGAAGCCUGUACAUACUACAGCCAAAGACUCGACUGCCGUGACACCUUCUGGAAGCAAUGAUAAAAGCACUCAACGUCGAGCUCAAGACAUCACGAUCUCCUCGUCUCCAGCUAGCAAGAAAAAGGGUACGGCGAAGAAAUCAGUUAUACUGCCGACGGCAAAUGCAUCUCUCGCCGAAGAAACACCCCUUAGUACCACGACAAGCUCUACAGUGCCUUCACAUGCAGAAGCAGCGAUAGGGCCUGGUGAGAACGAAUCAACAGCCGUGAAACAGUUCGAAACAAACUCGGCCCCCAGUAUCAAGUUGGAGCCUACGAUGACUGCAGAUGUGAUUGAGCAGCCCCAUGAAAACACGGUUACAGAAGAAGAAUCCAGUAAGACUGCAAAAGUUUCGUCCCCAAAAUUACCGGAACACACCGCAGUGAACGACAAGACGCCUCGCGAGGAAGGCUCUGGAACUAUGAUAGAAAUGCAGGCAAAGCCGAUGCCCACAGAAUCCAACCAAAAGAAAGUUGAGAGGCCCACCACUAGCCGUCAAGAGAAAGAUGUUAUCAAGGACGUUUCUGAGUUAGCGCCUCACGCAAAGUUGACAGCUGCGAUAGGGACACCCCAAGCUACUAGUAGCACGGAGAGUGGCAAGGACACCGCCUCUAAUGAGAAGACUGCGCCUGAAAUUGGGACUGGGUCUUUGAUUAAGUCUACUACUGUCUCUACUGCAGAGAUUCCCGCAAAGCCUGUCGUCCAGCAGGUAUCUUCUCUCCACCCUUAUGCCAAGCCCAACAAGGUUCAGCAGAAAAAGGCAAAGGAUGCGUUACGAAAACAACAAAAGAAGGAACAGGCCGAGAAAGCGGAGAAGGCCAAAUUAGAGAAAGCAAAAGCAGAGAAGGCCAAAAUAGAGAAUACAAAGGUCUCCACAAGGAGGGAAGCUGCGGUGUUGACAGAAAACAUUGAAAAGUCGCAAGACCUUUCCCAUACUCCAAUUCUACCAAACGAAACAAUGGUCGAGCAAGUCGACAUGUCAGGGGUCGCCAAGGGCAAACUCGCUGUAUUGGCCAACGCAGCGGCACUAGCGAUCGAUUAUGUGCUGGAGUCCGAACCCAUUUCUGAUGCAGCAGUGCCACCGAUCCCACCAGCCGAGCGGAUCCCCACAAACCAGGCCCCGGCAGGGAUCAAGAAGGCGAAAGAACAUGAGGUGCAGAUGAAGGUAAUUGCGAUGGCUGCCGAAGCUUCAACAAUGAAGCCCCAGAUGGAGGAAUCACAAGACUCCCUAAUUAAUGUCACGGCGAGUGAAAUAGCCAAUCCCGCUUCUUCCGAGCCAGCAACACCGACACCGAAGAAGAAGUCCAAGACCAAACGUAAGAAGGCAAAGGUGAUACCUGCGCAUGAAGAGAACAAGCAGGCAGAGGGGUAUGCAAAUGGUAAGCCUGAUUCGCCCACCAGGGAGAGCCAUUCAGUAACUCUUAAGGCGCUCAGCGAGACAGUGAGCCCGACACAACCGGGCUAUAUGAGAGGGUACGACGAGGCCUUGGAUACGGAGGUGCGUCUUAGUAGUACCACCACCCUCCUAAGCAUCAGCCCCGUAGGCCCUCUUAGCUGCGCUCAAGAGCGUGCGAGCGCCCACAGAGACUGUCCUAGUGUGGCUACACGGCAAGAGAUGAUACCCCCUUCUGAACAAUUAGACCAUAACCAGAUCGACCAUGAACGAGCCCUUGAUACCCCUCUCUACACCCCGUCCGACUCCCAAGAACCUAUUAUAUUUACCCCUCCAUCCGACCACCCAUCCGAGGACGAGAGCGAUAACACCUUGCCGCUUUUUCCAGCGGGAGAUGAUGCUCACACGGAUCGUCAGAAUGCUUCUUCUCCAUCACCAAACACAUUGAUCCCAAACAUUGUGCAACCUAAUGCUGCUGAGGUGGCAGCUUCUGCUACGGACAUGCCCGCCGUAGAGACCCCUAAAAAGAAGAAGAAGAAAAAUAAGAAAAAGAACAAAAACAAGUCCACAAGUAGUGCGACUGACUCUCCUGCACCUGCCAGUGCUGGCAAGCUGGAACUUCACGUCACGGCUGGCCAGUCUUCAUCCAGCUCUCAAAAUGCGGGUGUCCCUAUGAUGGAUAAUACGAAAGCAAGCUCAGGCCUUGAGGACCCUCUUUUGGCCCUAGCAGCAGCUGCUACCAAAGAGCAAAAGAAGGAUUGGGUGGGACAGGUCACCGGGGGCAAUGUCCAUUACCUGAUUACAACAACGAAGAAUGCGUCUUUGGCUGACGUGCAAGCCGAGUAUGCUGCGGCGGGCAAGAAACCAAAGGUGGAAGCGUACAAGCUAGCAGAGGGGGAUAAAGUGGAAGACUUUUUGCCCAGCAAGUUGCUUCCGCAGAAUAUUGAAGAUUACUUGCGUGACUUUGCUGCCUCCAAGGACGCGGACAAGAAGAAGGCUUGA